Meriones unguiculatus (Mongolian gerbil) is the source of this 3126-nucleotide messenger RNA. RefSeq names its product glycoprotein V platelet (gene Gp5). The transcript is spliced from 2 exons. Gene Ontology annotation, molecular function: protein binding. Gene Ontology annotation, cellular component: extracellular matrix. The record is from RefSeq and is a predicted model, not a curated record. The coding region runs from base 329 to 2032 and encodes 567 amino acids. NCBI's taxonomy places the organism in Eukaryota, Metazoa, Chordata, Mammalia, Rodentia, Muridae.
GCCAUUUAUGGAAGACCUUCAACCAUCCAGCUUGGACCACAGUUUGAGAGCUCUUGUCAUUAAAACCUAGAAUGUGCCCUCUUAAGAUAGUCUUUUUUUCCUUGAAUUUUUUUUUUCCCCUGGUAUGGUCCUUAUCCUCAGGAUGCAGGACUACUCCCACUUCCUCAGUGAAGUGCCGAAUCACAAGCAGAGCUGUAAAGCCUUUCAGUCAGUCCAGGGUUCAGGACCGCUUCAGGCCCUUGUCAGUGAGUGAGCGUGCUAGGCAAAGAGCAGUGCUUGCAGCAGGUGUCCGUCUCCAAGAUCUGACUGAGCCAGGUGCCUUUCGGACAUGCUGAGGAGCGCCCUGCUGUGCGCCGCGCUUGCACUCGUGCGAGCCCAGCCCUUUCCCUGCCCCAGAACCUGCAAGUGUGUGGUCCGCGAUGCCGCGCAGUGCUCCGGCGGCAGCGUGGCUCACAUCGCCGAACUGGGUCUGCCCACGAACCUCACACACAUCCUGCUCUUCCGAAUGGACCGGGGCGUGUUGCGGAACCACAGCUUCAGUGGCAUGACGGUCCUGCAGCGCCUGAUGCUCUCAGACAGCUACGUUUCCGCCAUCGACCCAGGCACCUUCAAUGACCUGAUAAACCUAAAGACCCUCAGGCUGACUCGCAACAGAAUCUCUCAUCUUCCACGUGCGGUCCUGGAUAAGAUGGUGCUCCUGGAGCAGCUGUUCUUGGAUCACAAUGCACUAAGGGACCUUGACCAAAACCUGUUUCAGAAACUGCUUAACCUGCAGGAGCUCUGUCUGAACCAGAACCAGCUCUCCUUCCUUCCCGCUAACCUUUUCUCCAGCCUGGGGAAGCUGAAGGUGUUGGAUUUAUCACGGAACAACCUGACCCACCUGCCCAAGGGAUUGCUGGGGGCGCAAGUUAAGCUUGAGAAACUGCUGCUCUACUCAAACCAGCUCGCUUCUGUGGAUUCGGGGCUGCUGGACAACCUCGGCGCCCUGACCGAGCUGCGGCUGGAGCAGAAUCAACUCCGCUCCAUCGCCCCCGGCGCCUUCGACCGCCUCGGAAACCUGAGCACCCUGACUCUGUCGGGAAAUCGCCUGGGGUCUCUGCCGCCCGCGCUCUUCCUGCACGCGAGCAGCGUGACCCGGCUGACCCUGUUCGAAAACCCCCUGGAGGAGCUCCCGGAGGUGCUGUUCGGGGAGAUGGCCGGCCUCCGCGAGCUGUGGCUGAACGGCACCCAGCUGCGCACGCUGCCCGCCGCCGUCUUCCGCAACCUGAGCGGCCUGCAGACGCUGGCGGUGACGGGCAACCCGCGCCUGGGCGCGCUCCCGCGCGGCGCGUUCCGCGGGCUGCCGGAGCUGCGCGCGCUCGCGCUGCACGCCAACGCCCUGGCGGAGCUCCCGGAGGACGCGCUGCGCGACCUCAGCCGCCUGCGCCAGGUGUCGCUGCGCCACAACCGGCUGCGGGCCCUGCCCCGGGCGCUCUUCCGCAACCUCAGCAGCCUCGAGACCGUGCGGCUCGAGCACAACCAGCUGGAGACGCUGCCGGGGGACGUGUUCGCGGCCCUGCCCCGGCUGUCUCUGGUCGCGCUGGGCCACAACCCCUGGCUCUGCGACUGUGGCCUGUGGCCCUUCCUCCAGUGGUUGCGGCAUCACCAGGACCUCCUGGGCCCGGACGAGCCCCCGCAGUGCCGUGGCCCCGAGCCACGCGCCGGCCUGUCGUUCUGGGAGCUGCUGCAGGGUGACCCGUGGUGCCCGCACCCUCGUGGUCUGCCUCUUGACCCUCCCACUGAGAACGCUCUGGAUGCCCCGGUCCCCUCCCAGCUGCCUGACAACUUGCAGUCCCAGGCGUGGGUCCAGCUGGUGGCCCGGGGUGAAAGUCGCGAUCACAGCUUCUACUGGGGUCUUUACGUUCUGCUUUUAGUAGCUCAGGCCGUCGUAGCCGGCAUCAUCGUGUAUGCCAUGAUUAAAAUCGGCCAGCUGUUUCGAACAUUAAUCAGAGAGAAGCUGUUGAUGGAGGCAAUGGGAAAACCGUGUAACUAAUUAAAAUGGGACUUGAGCACUCAGAAGGUGUGUGUGUGGGGUGGGGGUCUCCCGCAAUGAGAAUCCAGUCAGGAUGCGGCUCCCUUCUUCCAUUUCCCUCGCCAUUUCUCCCCUUCCUUGUUCUCCCAGUUCAUCCUCUCAGUGUCCCGUCUCUCUCCUCAGAAGUCCCUUUCAUAAAUCGCGACUGCUUGCUAGCCUGGCCUGCGUGGGUGGGUUUCCUCCUCUGUGGUUAGCUUCUGGGGAGAAAGGGAAGGACACUUGGCUUGUGUUUGGCUCAUCCAGUUCCCACCGUGCAGUGUGCUGGGUGCCUAGUGGAGAGAGGAGCUUUCUCGGUGUCUGAGUUUGAGGACACUCCUGCCGGCUGGGCAGGACUUCUCCUGCACCCAGCAAGAGUUGGGUAAAUUGGCUGGAGGAACACUAUCAUAAAACGAACCCUAGACCCCAGAGGUCAUGCCUCUUCCCGGGAGAAACCUGGAGUGUUCUUGUCCUUUUCUACUUGAAAGGCCAAUUUCGUGUCCCUGCUCUUUUAUGUUCUCUUUUUGAGUCCGUUCUGCCCGCUGUUUUGGGAGGGUGCGAUCCAGAGAUGAAUUUCAGGGCGAGCCUCCUCUGUGAUGGGCUGAGCUGGGACACACAGGAGAUCCCAUCCCCACCCCAGUCACAACAGCCCCUUUCCGGCACCCAUUCCUGACCUGACUAGGAUGGCUGUUGUCCCAGGAGCCGGGUAUGGGAGCUCCUAUGUGUUAUACUCAGCUCAUCACAGAGGGGCUUGCUUUGAAACAGAGACUCCCCAGGAACCAGAGGCUGAUUGAGGGGGUUCCGGAAACUCAUUGCCACGUGCUGGGACGCGUGGGGAGCUGCUCAGUGUGUCCAUUGGCCUCCAGGGAGUUUCCACUUCUUUGCACAGGCAAAAUAGGGCAUUUUGGUUCUUAUUUCCUAGAGGUAGAUGCCACCUCAUUUCACAAGCAUUUAUGGAGCUGUGACGAUGUGACAGCUGCUCAUGAACGUAAUGAUAGCUUGGAUUCCAGUGGACUGUGCUUGUUUCACAUUCUCAUUUAUCCUUCCAAUUGAAAGCAAUUAAACCCUUGUUGCAUUAA